AUGAUUAUUUUGCUGGAUGAGUUUCAACUAGCACUAUUUAGAACUCCCUAUGGUGAAAAUCUUUUCCUAGACAAGUUUGUUCAUGCACUCAAUGUCUUCCAUCCAUAUGCCCCUAUGGAUGAUAAAAUUGAUUUUGCAUUUAGGCUCUAUGAUCUGAGACAAACUGGGUUCAUUGAGCGAGAAGAAGUUAAGCAAAUGGUGAUUGCCAUAAUGAUGGAAUCUGACUGGAAAUUGUCAGAUGAUCUUCUUAAGUCUAUCAUUGAUAAUGUAAGCAUUAUGUAG
Molecule: messenger RNA, 282 nt
Organism: Prunus armeniaca (apricot)
Lineage: Eukaryota; Viridiplantae; Streptophyta; Magnoliopsida; Rosales; Rosaceae
Source: the annotation of a GenBank genome assembly